Messenger RNA from Salvia hispanica, 804 nucleotides. The record is from RefSeq and is a predicted model, not a curated record. NCBI's taxonomy places the organism in Eukaryota, Viridiplantae, Streptophyta, Magnoliopsida, Lamiales, Lamiaceae.
ACUCCCAUAAUUUCAUCAAAAUUACACAAACUCCAAAAUGAACACAUUCUCAAUUCUCCUAGCUCUCUCCAUCACCAUCCUCCUACACUUGGCGCAAUGUCACAUCAUUGAUGAGCACACCGACCUCGAUCUGGUCGAGCUCGAGCUCGACCAGAAAGCUCUGAAGCUGAAGCAAAGCCGCUUCCGCGUCUAUUGGCACGACAUCCAAAGCGGGAACCACCCUUCAUCGAUGCCUAUCGUGAAGCCCGUUACUAAAAUGGGCUUCGGGCAAGUCAACAUGAUGGACAACCCGCUAACCCUUGGGCCCGAACUGAGCUCAAAGGCCGUGGGAAAAGCCCAAGGGUUCUACGGGAUGGCUUCGCAAGAGGAGCUCGGGCUAUUGAUGGCUAUGAACUUCUUCUUCACAACCGGGAAAUAUAAUGGAAGCUCAAUUACUAUUUUGGGAAGGAAUGCUGUGUUUGAUCACGUGAGAGAAAUGCCCGUUAUUGGCGGUUCCGGGCUUUUUCGGUGGGCCCGUGGCUAUGUGCAGGCCCGAACCCAUGAUCUUGUUCUUAAGAGUGGGGAUGCCACGGUUGAGUACACUAUUUAUGUGAUGCAUUAUUGACUAAUUUAAAUAACAUCUUUUUUUUAGCAAAUUUAUUUUACGUUGUAGGGUGUGUGUUAUGAUUAAAUUAUGCGGAUUUUCAAAUGUUUAGUAUCUUGAGAAUUUGAUUUUUAUUGUUAAGUGUGAUAUGGUUGGUGGGUAAAUGCAUAAUGGGAUUUUGUGGCCCGUUUUGCUUAAUGGAGUUUCUUGGAAUUUUCUCC